Messenger RNA from Punica granatum (pomegranate), 2170 nucleotides. The record is from RefSeq and is a predicted model, not a curated record. Lineage: Eukaryota; Viridiplantae; Streptophyta; Magnoliopsida; Myrtales; Lythraceae.
UAUACACGAAAGAACUGGAAAAAAGAAGGAAAACAAAAAAACAAAAAAAGAAGCUGCAGAAAUCUCUUCGUGAGCUUCUGCUGCUCAAAGUGAAAAAGAAUCUAAUCUGUUUUUCCCUCUCCAUCAUCUCUUUCUUUCCGAACUCCCGAUUACCGGAGACAUCCCGAUCACGACUUGACGAAACCCUAACCCCUUUCUCUCAAUUUCGUCUCAGUCAAAACCCUAGCCCUAGACGAUCGUGCUGCUUCCCUAGAAUCAGCGAAAAUGGUGUUGGCCGAGUUAGGAGGGAGAAUCUCCCGCGCGAUACAGCAGAUGAGCGAUGCCACAAUCAUCGACGAGAAGGUCCUCAAUGAGUGCCUCAACGAGAUCACCCGCGCCCUCCUCAGCGCCGAUGUGCAGUUCCAGCUCGUCCGCGAUAUGCAGAAAAACAUCAAGGCCAUCGUCAAUCUUGAGGAUCUCGCUGCCGGCCACAACAAGCGCAAGAUUAUCCAGCGAGCUAUAUUCAAUGAGCUUUGCAAGAUGUUGGAUCCCGGGAAGCCUUCUUUUACUCCAAAAAAGGGAAAACCGAGCAUCAUCAUGUUUGUUGGUUUACAAGGGUCUGGUAAGACUACAACAUGUACCAAGUAUGCAUAUUAUCAUCAGAAGAAAGGAUGGAAGCCAGCCCUUGUUUGUGCUGAUACUUUCAGAGCUGGUGCUUUUGAUCAGUUAAAGCAGAACGCCACCAAAGCUAAAAUUCCAUUCUAUGGAAGUUAUACAGAAUCAGAUCCCGUAAAAAUUGCUGUAGAAGGUGUGGAGACAUUCAAGAAGGAAAACUGUGACCUCAUUAUAGUGGAUACUAGUGGGCGUCAUAAACAGGAGGCUUCCCUUUUCGAAGAAAUGCGGCAAGUUUCUGAAGCAACGAAACCAGAUCUUGUAAUAUUUGUUAUGGAUAGUAGUAUCGGGCAAGCUGCAUUUGAUCAAGCCCAGGCAUUCAAGCAGAGUGUUCCUGUUGGAGCUGUUAUUGUUACAAAAAUGGAUGGUCAUGCAAAGGGAGGUGGUGCUCUUAGCGCUGUUGCAGCAACAAAAAGUCCAGUCAUCUUUAUAGGUACUGGUGAGCAUAUGGACGAAUUUGAAGUCUUUGAUGUUAAACCUUUUGUCAGCCGUCUUUUAGGUAUGGGCGACUGGACUGGAUUUAUGGACAAAAUCCAUGAAGUGGUUCCCAUGGAUCAACAGCCAGAGCUUCUACAAAAGCUCUCAGAAGGGAACUUUACGCUGAGGAUUAUGUAUGAGCAGUUCCAAAAUAUACUUAAAAUGGGUCCAAUUGGCCAGGUCUUCUCCAUGCUCCCGGGAUUCAGUCAAGAGUUGAUGCCGAAGGGUCGGGAGAAAGAAAGCCAGGCAAAAAUCAAGCGUUACAUGACUAUGAUGGACUCAAUGACAAAUGAAGAGCUAGACAGUACAAACCCUAAGUUAAUGAAUGAGUCGAGGAUAAUGAGAAUUGCCAGAGGAUCAGGUCGGCAGGUCAGAGAGGUGAUGGAGAUGAUGGAAGAAUACAAAAGGCUUGCCAAGAUCUGGAGCAAGAUGAAGGGCCUUAAGAUCCCGACCCGUGGUGAUAUGAAUAUGCGGUCUCGGAACAUGAACGCCCAACACAUGAGCAAAGUCCUCCCACCUCAGAUGCUGAAGCAGAUUGGAGGAAUGGGAGGCUUACAGAACUUGAUGAAGCAGAUGGGAUCUGCUAAGGACAUGAUGGGAAUGUUUGGAGGCGGAGAAUCGUGAGAAAAAACUGUCUAGCUUCUGGUGCUGUCAAGAGCUCUGGACUACUGAGUCGGGCACUGGGCAGAAGAGUGCAGCAGGUGGAUUUGGGAAAUUUCAGUGGAGCCACUUUUGGCCUCAAAUGAGUUAAUUCGUUAUAGGCCUAGUUCGUCAUGCUCGGUUUUACCUCUUGCUAUGGAUUAGGAAUUUUAUGGCUAGGCUUAGAUUCAGUUCGUGAAGUUUUCCUCCUUUCCUUUCCGAAUGUAACUCGUCCACAAGAAAGAUAUAUGAGAAUGCUUUACAGUAGGGGUUGACAUGAGUUUCGGUAAUUGAACAGAUUUCCAUGCGAAUUCGAUCCCAUGAAAGUCUGGGAAGAAUGUAAGCGUGCCAUGAAUUCAUCUCUCACAGUUUUUCUUAUCAAAGUCCGAUUCUUAUUUUUGGA